Rhizopus microsporus ATCC 52813 is the source of this 1767-nucleotide messenger RNA. RefSeq lists its product as uncharacterized. Lineage: Eukaryota; Fungi; Mucoromycota; Mucoromycetes; Mucorales; Rhizopodaceae. The record is from RefSeq and is a predicted model, not a curated record. The transcript has a single exon. Gene Ontology annotation, molecular function: protein binding. The coding region runs from base 1 to 1767 and encodes 588 amino acids.
AUGGUAGAAUAUCAAGUGGACAAGUGUCUAAAAGAGAAUCACUAUGGACAUUUACUUUGUAUCUUAAAGUAUGGACCCUCGCCUGCGAGAUCACUAGAAGUCAUUGAAAACAUGAAACGACACAACUUGGUUCUGCCAACAAACUAUCACCUGUCACAAGUACUCUUUGCCAUGAGUCGGAAUGGUCUAGGGAAGAUGGCUUGUUGGUUUAUGAAAACUAUACCACAUCCAACAGCGAAUCACUACCAUUCUUUAGUUGUUGCAGUGAGAAACAGUCAAUGCGUUGAUUCAAAAUUGCUGGAAGAGACAAUAUCACUCAUGUUAAAAGGGAUGAAGAAAAAUCAUGUCAUCCUGGACAAAUCAACUUUAUCCUUAGUGGCAUCCUUGCUGGCAAAAGAUCUAAAGAUCGACUUGGCUGUUGAUCUCAUCAAGGUGCGAGAUCAAGUGGCGCAAGCCAAGAAUCAGAAAAAAAAGAGGCCGUUGAAUGUAUACAUUUACACGUCGCUGAUAGCUGGAUGUGCGCGGAAAGGAGAUAGUAGAGAAGCAAAAGAGCUGUAUGCAGAAAUGAAGAGACAUGAUAUAAAACCAACCCAGGCAACAUAUACCGCAUUGAUGGAAGCUUAUGGACGAGCAGGUGAUUUUGCAUCCGCUAUUCGCCUGUUGACAGGCUAUCAUAGCAAACACAAACAGUUACCCAACAGUAUGGUUACAUCGCUCUUGAUCAACGCCCUUCGACAUGAUAAUUUGGCGGUGGCCGAAAAUGCGCUAAAGUUUAUGUCUAACAAAGAAUAUCGACUUGCAGACACGGAUGGACUACUUAGAGCAGCCAUUUUAUGGUUCAAGACAAGGCGAGAUGUGGAUGCUGCACGACAGUACUUUAAUGACUUGUACAUGAAUGAUAAAAGGUUUGUCAACAGUGUUAUGGUGAAUCAUCUCAUAAAGGGAUAUGGUCGAAGAGGCGAUAAGCCAAAUGUACUGGAUGCCGUGCAACAACGAUUUAAUUUGGCGAAUCCUCAGACGACAGAAGAGAAGCGUAGAACCAACCAUUAUUUAAUAAAUGCUUUGUUUCACUGUCGUGAUGUGCCGGCAGCUCUUGGUGUAUUUAUUGCUAUGCGAAAUGAAGCUGUACCAGAUCAAGUGACUAUGGCCAUGAUCAUCAAGGGCCUGAUAGCAAAUAAUGAAGCGGACCUGGCGUGGAGACUGUUCAAGACACUACAAAAAAAUGGAAGAGAACCCAAUUUAUAUGCAUAUACCAGUAUUUUGCAAUCAUUAGCAGACAGAAACUUUCCACAAAAAAAGGAGAGCAAUGCACAGUUGAAUAGCAUAGAUCCGAAAUUACUAAAGUUUGCCGGAAUUGAAUCAAGCAAGCUUGAUUUCCAGCAUUCACCUGUACCAGUGACGACUGAAGCACUCAUUCUCUUUCGUCGCUUGACUGGUUUUUAUCAGCCCAAUGUUUAUAUUUAUACCACACUUAUUUCAUGUUUUGCAACCAAGAACAUUUACCAAGCCAUCAACAUAUUUGAACAUAUGUGCUCCAAUCAAGUGAAACCCACGGUCGUGACAUACACUGCACUUUUACAAGGUUGUGCCAUCUUUAGGAAGUCUGAUUUAGCCAUAAAGGUGUUUAACCACAUGUGUGAUAAUCAAGUAGAACCUAAUGAAACCACUUGGCGUUACUUAUUAAAGAGUCUGGUACGAUCUCAUGUAGAUAAAAAGCAAAUAGACAAGAUUGGUCAAGUUGCCAGAAUGGCAAUAAAAAGACAAUAA